AUGAUAAUCAUCAUACGGACAUCUCAGAUGGGUCCUGGGACCAUCGGAACUGCAGUCACUGUCCAGGGUAACGGUCUUUACCUGCUUGAUCCUAGACAGUGGUUUCAGGAUCGAGUGGCUUCUGCAAGCUAUUCUCUCAUUCCGGAUUAUUUGUCAAAUCCAAGGCGACACUGCCUUGUCCGUUUGAACGGGCCUGCAAUCCUCGAAAUGUUUAGGAGUGAGUGUGGUGCGGACGUCAGGUUGACAACCUGUCGAAAAUGGCAUGUAUUGGAGUUUCUGAAAGAAUAUGGUCUGUCCAAGGUGCAUUCUGAACUCUGGGACUAUGAAAAACACGGCUUUGGCCUCCUCUGGCCCGUUUCCCGGGCGUCGACUGGUCUUCAUCAAAUCAACUCGUUGUUCCAGAACUGGGCGGCAUAUGUCCCCUCGACGCUAGAUCAAGAUGCCACCCCAACACAGUUACAAAACCCCGACACACUAGUUUCUCAGCAGGCGGUGGUGAGUCGAAAGAGGACGAGAGAUUCAAGUCCGGAUGCGCAUGAAGACAGCAAUAGAGUUACAAAGUCUUCUCGUCUCCAAAGCGAUAUCGAGGGCCAUUUGAACGGGUUCGUAGCAGUUGGUGGGCCUGGCUCGUGA
This is a messenger RNA of Fonsecaea nubica, 633 nucleotides long. RefSeq lists its product as hypothetical. Bases 1 to 633 code for a protein of 210 amino acids. NCBI's taxonomy places the organism in Eukaryota, Fungi, Ascomycota, Eurotiomycetes, Chaetothyriales, Herpotrichiellaceae. The record is from RefSeq and is a predicted model, not a curated record. The transcript has a single exon.